Messenger RNA from Polypterus senegalus (gray bichir), 1321 nucleotides. It is a transcript of the gene c3h1orf198, whose product is annotated as chromosome 3 C1orf198 homolog. NCBI's taxonomy places the organism in Eukaryota, Metazoa, Chordata, Cladistia, Polypteriformes, Polypteridae. The transcript is spliced from 4 exons. Bases 24 to 1001 code for a protein of 325 amino acids. The record is from RefSeq and is a predicted model, not a curated record.
UCUUUCAACGCCUCCCUUACAAGAUGGCUACGGCUGAGGUGGCCGGGAGUGAGGUGCUCAGGAUGGAGGAGAAGAAGUUCGAGUAUUUCUGCUCGAUCAAUCCCAUGGCGAGGAAGAUCAUGCUAGAGAAACAAAAAAUCAAAGAAAAAUACGGCCCCGAAUGGGACGUAAUGAGUCCCAAACAGCAGGACACCGUCAUCGAUAACUGGAUGAUGGAUCCCAUGAUCCAGGGUCGAUACGCUAUGCACAGAACAGACAGGGUGGUGCCCGUUUGUUAUCCCAAGUUACAGAUCCAGACGGGACAGAAGAUCGUGCACUUUGGAGAAGAGGAUAUUACAUGGCAAGAUGAACACUCUGCACCUUUUUCAUGGGAAACAAGGAGCCAAAUGGAGUUCAGCCUUUCAUCUCCAACUGUACAAGAGAUGGGCAGCAUCUCAGCACAAGGGGACCAGAAACCUCCAGUUAAAACAUCCCAGCCAAUAAAAGCUGUUCCUCAUGGAAACAACCAGCCCAAGAUUUGUCAAAAUGGUAAAAACACCAAUGCAGACACUGUUUUGCCUGCAAGAAAAGAGGAAGAGUCGUCAUUUUGGAAAAUCAGUGCGGAAAGAUCUAGACUUGAAGGAGGGCAGUCAGAAUUUCAGUCUUUAACUCCCAGUCAAAUAAAGUCUCUGGAAAAAGGGGAGAAGCCACUGCCUUCAUACCUUAGACAGGAGUCUUCAUCAAAAGAUAAGGAAGAGUACAAAACAGACAAACAGUUGGCCUCCAAACAAGAAAAGCCUGUCAGCGUCUCUUCAACGGUGGCAGAAUGGGAGAAGUCCCAGACCCCUUAUGCAUCUGUUAGUACUUUUGAAGAAGUUUUCACACCUGCCCCGGACAGCAAAGGACCAGCUACUAAAGAGAAUGAUAAAGAUGAGUCAAUUUUUGAAGAAAACCUGUUUUCUCAGUUCCAGACAAGCAGCAGCGUUUUGAAGACUGGUUUUGAUUUCUUGGACAACUGGUAAAUUCCUACUGACUGUCUGAGACUUCCAAGAACCCCACAACUUACUUUGGCAAAGUGCAACGGAUGACAGUGUAAACAACCAUAAAUUUCAAGCAUUUGUAUUACCAUAAGUAUUCUGUAGUAUUUAAACCGCUUCAAUUUUUAGAAAUACUUUAAAAGCACAGUAGCAGUGCAUGAAGUAUCACUGUAUUUAAGAUUUUUAAUGUAUUAAAAUGCAUGCUUCUUAAAUCUAUUUUAUCUACUUUAAAAUUGAAUUUAUUAUAGGAUUAAGAAAAGUGUUUAUAUGAGUAACAUCCAAAAUAAAUUAAACUCAUACCUCCA